AUGGCCGCCGCUUCCAGCAGCUUCCGCCUCGGGGACCACGCUCUGUUCUUGCUUCUGCUGGCGUUUCUCAGCUUGGCACGGCACACCACGGGAGCCGCGGCCAGCCCCAGCAGGAGGCUCAUGGAGCUGUACAAGCCGCCGCCGAGCGACCUCCUAAGGUACCACGACGGCGCCGUGCUGAGUGGCGACAUCCCCGUCUCCGUCCUCUGGUACGGCCGCUUCACGCCCGCACAGAAGGCCAUCGUCACCGACUUCCUCCACUCCCUCUCCGCCCCGCGGCGGGGAGCGCCGCCGUCCUCCCCCGCGCCUUCCGUCUCCCAGUGGUGGGGCACAAUCGACCGGCUCUACCUAUCGAAGGCGGACGCGGCGGCCGUCGGCAAGAGCGGCGCGUACGGCGGCGGCAAGAAGAGCAUCACUCGGGUGGUCCUGGCUGGCCAGGUCUCCGACGAAGGGUGCUCGCUGGGGAAGAGCCUGAAGCUCGCCCAGCUCCCAGCGCUGGCGGCGGCGGCGGCCGCGGCACGCCCCGCGACGGCGAAGGGCGGCGGGCUCGCGCUGGUGCUCACGGCGCAGGACGUGGCGGUGGAGGGCUUCUGCAUGAGCCGGUGCGGGCACCACGGGUCGUCCUCGUACGACGCGCGGGCGCGGCCCCGCGCGGCGGCGGCGGCGGCGUACGCGUGGGCGUGGGUCGGGAACCCGGCCACGCAGUGCCCCGGCCAGUGCGCGUGGCCGUUCCACCAGCCGGCGUACGGGCCACAGGCGCCGCCGCUGGUGCCGCCGAACGGGGACGUGGGCAUGGACGGCGCGCUGAUCAGCGUGGCCAGCAUGGUGGCCAGCGCCGUGACCAACCCGUUCGGGGACGGGUUCUACCAGGGCGACCGCGGCGCGCCGCUGGAGGCCGCCACGGCGUGCGCGGGCGUCUACGGCGCGGGCGCGUACCCCGGGUACGCCGGGCAGCUGCUGGUGGACGCGGCGACGGGUGCCAGCUACAACGCCAACGGGGCGCGCGGGAGGAAGUACCUGCUCCCCGCGCUGUACGACCCCGACACGGGUGCCUGCGCCACCUUGGUUUGA
This is a messenger RNA of Miscanthus lutarioriparius, 1071 nucleotides long. The record is from the annotation of a GenBank genome assembly. Lineage: Eukaryota; Viridiplantae; Streptophyta; Magnoliopsida; Poales; Poaceae.